This is a messenger RNA of Jatropha curcas, 2094 nucleotides long. RefSeq lists its product as uncharacterized. The record is from RefSeq and is a predicted model, not a curated record. Lineage: Eukaryota; Viridiplantae; Streptophyta; Magnoliopsida; Malpighiales; Euphorbiaceae.
AAACGGUAAAUUAAUAUUGGCAUCGCCUCACGAGAAUAUAUAUACGUGUGUUAGAGAGGUGGUCUUCAGUAGCAAAACCAUGGGAGAAAUUGCACAGCUCCAAGGCCGGAUAGUGAGCGCCACCGAGCACGGCUGGUGCCAUGCCGUGCGCGGGGGCACUGGCAUAGCAGUCCUGGCCAUCCUUACUUCCAAGUCUCCGGAAAUUCCACAUUUCGAAAAUGCCCUGAAAAAACUUCAAAAUUCUCACCCCACCCUCAAGUGCAAGCUCCAUUCACAUACCAAAUCUAGUAGAAGCACCUUCUCCUUGUUAACAUCUCCUCCUAAUUUCAUUAAAGUCAAACAUUUUGACCUUUCAUCAACUUUUAAAAUUCUAGAAAACAUUUCAGGCUCAGAGAACCAAAAUCUCUCUCCUUUACAUGUACUUCUUGAACAUGAACUUAACCUAAACCCAUGGGUUAAAAACUCUGAUAAUGGCAUUUAUGAUAUGUUCUUUGCUACGACUUAUGCCCUUCCCAACUCAAAGUGGGUGGUGGUUCUUAGGCUUCAUGGGGUAGGAUGUGACCGGACCACCGCCAUUUCUUUGCUAAGAGAGUUGCAGGUGGUGCUGGUUCAGGAGGGGGAGGGUGGAUCAGGCGGAGGCGGACGGGUAGAAAUGCAAAUAGAGAAUAAAGGGAAGAUUUGUUUAGGAAUGGAGGAUCUGAUUCCUGAUGGUAAAGUUAAGAAGACUAUAUGGACAAGAGGAGUUGACAUGCUUGGUUACUCAGUUAAUUCACUUGGAUUAACAAACUUAAAAUUUAAAGAUGCAAAAUCACCAAGAUCUUCUCAGGUAGUGAGGUUGCAGCUGAACCAAGAUGAUACUCAGAAGAUUAUUGCUGGUUGCAAGUCGAAAGGGAUUAGACUAUGUGGGGCACUGGGAGCAGCCGGACUCAUAGCUGCACAGAGGUCUAGAAGCCGUAUAGAUAAACACAGGAAAUAUGGAAUUGUUACUUUGAUCGACUGCAGAUCUCUUCUUCAACCACCUCUUUCCCCUCACCAAUACGGGUUUUACCACUCAACCAUAUUGAACACACAUGUGGUAAAAGGAAAGGAGAAACUAUGGGAACUAGCUGAAAAAGUGUACACGGAAUUCACAAACUACAAAAAUGACAACAGGCACUUCACAGACAUGGCAGAUCUUAGCUUCUUAAUGUGUAAGGCAAUUGAUAACCCUAGCUUGACACCUUCAUCUUCUUUAAGAACAUCAAUAUUGUCAAUUUUUGAGGACACAGUUAUACACAAUUCUGAUGACAAGGGAAAAGAUGUUGUUGGUCUAGAAGACUAUAUGGGUUGUGCCUCUGUUCAUGGCAUUGGACCAUCCAUUGGAAUAUUUGAUACCAUUAGAGAUGGAAGGUUGGAUUGUUUAUGUGUCUACCCGUCACCAUUGCAUUCAAGGGAUCAAAUGGAAGAGUUUGUUGAAAAAAUGAAGAGUGUUCUUGUGGAUGGUGCCAACCAUAUAUAACUGGAAAAAUAUUCACUUGCAUGACAGAUUCUACUUCAUUCAAAAUAAGUAUUUUUAUAUUAGAACUUUAAAAAGGUAUGUGCGUGUGAGCUAAUAGGCAAGGGAGCAAAUAAUCUCAAUUCAGCUUAUAGUCUGGUUAGACAGAUUCAAGAUCUGAAGGCUGGCUUCUUAUGCUUCUACGUUGGGAUUGGACUUUCCUGCUUAUCAUCAUCCUCCUCUUUGACUGCAUCAAUGAUAAUUCAUAAUAUUGCUGGUGUGGCUUAUCAUCGAUGGUGUAAUAGCUAGUUUUCUUUUUUCUCACUUUUUCUACCAAAAAAAAAAUAAAAAUUUCAUGAAUUGGAAUUGGAUAGUGCAUGCGUCUGGUUUACACAGGGAAGGAAACUAUUGUGGAGAUUGUGUGGCGGAUCUUGGAGGAACUCGGCCCUUUGCAACAAUAUUGUGUUUGAAGAGCCCCCUCAGGAAUUCAUAGCUUACUUCUUCAUGAUAUUAGUAAAGUUUCCCACCCUAGAUAUGUCUGUUAUAAUUAUAAUUUUUCUUCCUUUUGACAAAAGAAAAAAAAAAAAAGAAAAGAAAAGAAACAAAAAGAAAUUAGAACU